Prosopis cineraria is the source of this 1595-nucleotide messenger RNA. RefSeq lists its product as uncharacterized. Lineage: Eukaryota; Viridiplantae; Streptophyta; Magnoliopsida; Fabales; Fabaceae. Bases 348 to 1367 code for a protein of 339 amino acids. The transcript is spliced from 2 exons. The record is from RefSeq and is a predicted model, not a curated record.
CCCGCUUUGCCAUCCCCCUAAGCGUCCCUGUCCACCUUUGAACUAAUAUCUGGUACCCAGAUAUGCUGCCAAAACUUUCGCACUUCAAUCCUAAUAUCUGAAACCAUCUUCAUGUACCCUUUUACAACAAGAAACUCUAUGUAACCUUUAUAAUUUCUUCAUUCAAUGUGGGAAACCCAUGUUCUUCCUUCCACUUGGAGCCACAACUAGAUUAUAUUACAAGUUUGCAAAAGCCUCCUUCCCAAUUCAGAGGCAACUCGCUUGAUGACACCUCUAUAUAAUGAAGGCCAAGAUGGGUUGCUGCAUCAUCAACUGUUUCUUCAUAUCCUAUUCACAGAGAAAACGAUAUGGAGAUCGCUAAAGGCAGUUCCGUCUUGAUUAUCAGUCUGGUGCUUGUCUCGAGUUUGAUUCAAGCACAGGCUUAUUAUGCUCUCUACUGUGGUCACAAAACCAGAUGCUCUGGAAAGUACAUCAGGUGCCCCUCUGAAUGCCCCAGCAGCGAAUCCUCAGAUCCUCAGGCUAAGGUUUGCUUCAUUGACUGUGACAAGCCUGUUUGCAAGGCUGUCUGCAGAAAACGAAAACCGAACUGCAACGCACCUGGAUCAGGAUGCUACGAUCCUCGAUUCAUUGGCGGAGACGGCAGGGUGUUCUACUUCCACGGUAAGAGCAACGAACACUUCGCCCUGGUCACCGACUCCGACCUUCAGAUCAACGCCCGUUUCAUCGGGCACAGACCUGCCGGUCGAGGCCGGGACUACACUUGGAUCCAAGCCCUUGGCAUCCUCUUCAAGUCCCAGACUUUCUCUCUCGAAGCCAGAAAGACUGCACAAUGGAUCGACGACGUCGACCUUCUAAAGUUCACCUAUAACGGCAACGAUCUUCUCCUCCCAGGAGGCUCCCUGUCUAAAUGGAACUCUCCGGAACAGGACAUCAAGGUGGAGAGAGUGGCGAGCAAGAACAGUGUGAUGGUGACGAUAAAGGACUUGGCUGAAAUUCUCGUGAACGUGGUGCCAGUGACGAAGGAAGACGACAGGAUUCAUAACUACCAGCUGCCUUCAGAUGACUGCUUUGCCCACUUGGAAGUUCAAUUCAGGUUCACGAAGCUGUCUGCUGGUGUUGACGGAGUGCUCGGGAAGACAUACAGGCCAGAUUUUGAGAACCCGGCGAAGCCUGGUGUGGCUAUGCCAGUGGUGGGAGGCGAAGAAAAGUAUAGAACAGCCUCGUUGCUUUCUGCAAGGUGUGAGUCAUGCCUAUACUCGCAGGAAAAUUCAUCGGCUGAGAAGGAAGCCGAUAAUGCAGUGGUAGAGGUUGCUACUCUUGACUGUACCAAGUUCUCUUACGGUCUUGGGAUUGUCUGCAAGAAAUGAAUAUUUCUACGUGCGCUACGUUUCCUUGAAUAAUGAGCAGAAGCUGCUUUCUCUGUUGGUUGUUUACUUUUUCACAUUGUUAAUGUAAGUUUUUGUAUUAGAUGUGUUAUGCAAAUUUUAUAUAUGUUUACGGGGGGAUAAAACCCUUAUACAUGUUUUUACAAAGGAUCGAGUAUGAUAAAAACAAUUGUACUUGAAGGUUUAUCGGAAUAAACUUAUCUGCAUGUU